AUGUCCGGUGGUAAAGGUGGUAAAGCUGGUUCUGCUGCUAAGGCUUCUCAAUCUAGAUCUGCCAAAGCUGGUUUGACUUUCCCAGUCGGUAGAGUCCACAGACUUUUGAGAAGAGGCAACUACGCUCAAAGAGUCGGUUCUGGUGCCCCAGUAUACAUGACCGCUGUUUUGGAAUAUCUAGCGGCCGAAAUUUUGGAAUUGGCCGGUAACGCUGCUAGAGACAACAAGAAGACCAGAAUUAUUCCCCGUCAUUUGCAGUUGGCCAUCAGAAACGAUGACGAACUUAACAAGCUACUAGGGAACGUGACCAUCGCCCAAGGUGGUGUUCUACCAAACAUUCACCAGAACUUGCUUCCAAAGAAGUCAGCCAAGCCAGGUAAGGCUUCCCAGGAAUUGUAA
Molecule: messenger RNA, 399 nt
Organism: Lachancea dasiensis
Lineage: Eukaryota; Fungi; Ascomycota; Saccharomycetes; Saccharomycetales; Saccharomycetaceae
Source: the annotation of a GenBank genome assembly